GCGCCGCCGCUCGCCGCCACUCCUCAGCACGUAUCGCGACCUGCUCACUACAGAUUAUCUACUUUCCUGCGAUAAUAAUUGUGUUGAAAAGUAUUGAUUAUCUAUUUCGACCGGCACUGUGUCCCUGAACUGAGCGAUAUAAAGAAAAUUCGAUCAGCUGAUAAACGUAGUUGAGUAGACGCAUCCACCAUGGAGCAGAUACCGCCACCCAAGGAGGUGAAGAUCCUCGAGACAGCCGAGGAUAUUCAGGAGCGUCGUGAGGAGGUGUUGAACCGCUAUGAAGAGUUCAAGCAGGAGGCUCGCGCCAAGCGUGAGAAGCUCGAGGACUCGCGCCGCUUCCAGUACUUCAAGCGCGACGCUGAUGAGCUCGAGUCCUGGAUCCAGGAGAAGCUGCAGGCCGCCAGCGAUGAGAGCUACAAAGAUCCCACCAACUUGCAGGCCAAGAUCCAAAAACACCAAGCCUUCGAAGCGGAAGUGGCGGCGCACUCCAACGCCAUCGUAGUCCUGGACAACACCGGCAGCGAGAUGAUCUCCGCGGGACACUUCGCGUCGGAGACCAUCCGCCGCCGGCUGGAGGAGCUGCACCGACUGUGGGAGCUGCUGCUGUCGCGGCUCGCCGAGAAGGGCAUGAAGCUGCAGCAGGCGCUCGUGCUGGUGCAGUUCUUGCGUCACUGCGAUGAAGUUAUGUUCUGGAUUCAUGAUAAGGAAACGUUCGUGUGCGCGGACGAGUUCGGCUCGGACCUGGAGCACGUGGAAGUGCUGCAGCGCAAGUUCGACGAGUUCCAGAAGGACAUGGCCGCGCAGGAGUACCGCGUCACCGAGGUCAACCAGCUCGCCGAGCGGCUCGUGCUCGAGGGACAUCCAGAGCGCGAGACAAUCGUCAAGAGGAAGGAUGAGCUGAACGAGGCGUGGCAGCGUCUCCGUCAGAUGGCGCUGAUGCGUCAGGAGCGUCUGUUCGGCGCGCACGAGAUCCAGCGGUUCAACCGCGACGCGGACGAGACCAUCGCCUGGAUCUCCGAGAAGGACGUCGUGCUCGGCUCCGACGACUACGGACGCGACCUCGCCACCGUACAGACCCUGCAGCGCAAGCACGAGGGUGUGGAGCGUGACCUGGCGGCGCUGGAGGACAAGGUGUCGACCCUGGACGGCGAGGCGGCGCGCCUGGCCGCCAUCCACGCCGAUCACGCGCCCGCCAUACAUGCCAAGCGCGACGAGAUCACCAACGCCUGGCAGAAGCUCGUGCACAAGGCCAAGGAGCGCCGUUCGGAACUAGAGAACUCCAGCGCACUGCACCGGUUCCUGGCCGACUACCGCGACCUGGUGUCGUGGAUGAGCGACAUCCGCGCGCUCAUCGCAGCCGACGACCUCGCCAAGGACGUGCCCGGGGCUGAGGCGCUGCUCGAGAGACACCAAGAGCAUAAGGGCGAGAUGGACGCGCGUUCGGACGUGAUCCGGUCGUGCGCGGCGGCGGGGCAGGCGCUGGUGGCGAGCGGCCACCGCGCCUCCGCCGAGGUGUCGGCCGCGCUCGACGCGCUGCAGCGCGACACCGACGCGCUGCACCAGCUCUGGGACCAGCGCCGCGUGCUCUACCUGCAGUGCAUGGACCUGCAGCUCUUCUACCGCGACACCGAGCAGGCCGACGCAUGGAUGCACAAGCAGGAGGCUUUCCUCGCCAACGAGGAUGUGGGCGACUCUCUCGACUCCGUAGAGGCGUUGUUGAAGAAACACGAAGACUUCGAGAAGUCGCUCGCCGCGCAAGAAGAGAAGAUCAAGGCGCUAGACGAGUUCGCCACUAAGCUCAUCGAGGGACAGCACUACGCCGCCGACGAUGUCGCGCAGAGACGUGAAAUGUUACUGGAACGCCGCGCUGCCCUGCUCGAGAAAUCCAACCAACGCCGCGCUCUCCUUGAAGACGCCUACAAGUACCAACAAUACGAACGUGACUGCGACGAGACCAAGGGCUGGAUAAACGAGAAACUGAAGUUCGCGACGGACGACUCGUAUUUGGAUCCGACCAACCUGAACGGCAAGGUGCAAAAACACCAGAACUUCGAGCAGGAGCUGCAGGCGAACAAGCCGCGCGUGGACGAGAUCACCACCGUCGGUAACAGGCUGCUGCAGGCCGAACACUUCGCUAAACCGCAAAUCGACGCACGCCUGACCGAGCUGGCCGGUCUAUGGGAGAAGCUCGUGUUAGCCUCGGAGCUGAAGGGCAGCAACCUUCAGGAGGCUGCUCAGCAGCAGCAAUUCAACCGCGCCGUUGAGGAUAUCGAGUUGUGGCUCUCCGAAGUCGAGGGUCAGCUGCUCAGCGAGGAUUAUGGCAAGGACCUGACGAGCGUGCAGAACCUGCAGAAGAAGCACGCGCUGCUGGAGGCGGACGUGAGCUCGCACGCCGAGCGCAUCGACGCCAUCCGCACGCAGGCCGAGCAGUUCAUCGAGCGCGACCACUUCGACGCAGACAACAUCAAGGCCAAGCGGGAUGCUCUGGUGGCCCGAUACGCCGCGCUGGACAAACCGAUGGCGAUCCGCAAGCGACGCUUGCUGGAUUCACUGCAGGCGCAGCAGCUGUUCCGCGAUCUGGACGACGAAGCCGCCUGGAUCCGCGAGAAAGAGCCUAUCAUCGCCUCCACCAAUAGAGGCCGUGACCUGAUCGGCGUGCAGAACCUGAUGAAGAAGCACCAGGCGGUGAUGGGUGAGAUGGCGCAGCACGAGGCGCGCGUGGAGGCGGUGCGUGCGGCCGGCGCCGCGCUGCGGGACGCCGGACACUUCGCCGCCGACGACAUCGCCACGCGCCUGCAGCAACUGCACAACCAGUGGACGCAGCUGCAGGAGAAGGCGCUGCAGCGCAAACAAGACCUGGAAGACUCGCUGCAAGCUCAGCAAUACUUCGCGGACGCCAACGAGGCCGAAUCAUGGAUGCGCGAGAAGGAACCCAUGGCGAACACACAAGACUACGGCAAGGACGAGGACUCCUCCGAAGCUCUGCUCAAGAAGCACGAGGCGCUGCUGUCUGAUCUGGAGGCGUUCGGAAACACCAUCAAGUCGCUCAGGGAGCAGGCUAACGCUUGCAGGCAACAAGAAUCUCCAGUGGUGGACGUGUCAGGCAAGGAGUGCGUGGUCGCUCUGUACGACUACGCUGAGAAGUCGCCGCGCGAGGUGUCUAUGAAGAGAGGUGACGUCCUCACUCUCCUCAACUCUAACAACAAGGACUGGUGGAAGGUGGAGGUGAACGACCGCCAAGGCUUCGUGCCGGCCGCCUACGUGAAGAAAAUCGACGCUGGACUUUCCUCCUCGCAGCAGAACCUCGCCGACUCCAGCUCCAUCGCCGCCAGGCAGAACCAGAUCGAGGCGCAAUAUGACAACCUGCUGGGUCUCGCGCGCGAGCGUCAGAACAAGCUCAAUGAGACGGUCAAGGCGUACGUGCUCGUGCGCGAGGCUGCGGAGCUCGCCACGUGGAUCAAGGACAAGGAGAUGCACGCUCAGGUGCAGGACGUGGGCGAGGACCUGGAACAGGUGGAGGUGAUGCAGAAGAAGUUCGACGACUUCCAGAACGACCUGCGCGCCAACGAGGUGCGCCUCGCCGAGAUGAACGAGAUCGCCGUGCAGCUCAUGACCGUCGGACAGACGGAAGCCGCGCUCAAGAUCAAGACGCAGAUGCAGGAGUUGAACUCGAAAUGGACAUCCCUGCAGCAACUAACAGCGGAGCGCGCCGCGCAGCUCGGCUCCGCGCACGAGGUGCAGCGCUUCCACCGCGACGUCGACGAGACCAAGGACUGGAUCGCGGAGAAGGAGGCCGCGCUCGCCACCGACGACCUCGGCAAGGACCUGCGCUCCGUGCAGACGCUGCAGCGUAAGCACGAAGGCCUGGAGCGCGAUCUAGCCGCACUAGGCGACAAGAUCCGGCAGCUGGACGACACCGCCAACCGCCUCAUGUCGACGCACGGCGACUCCGCCGACGCCACCUACAGCAAGCAACGCGAGAUCAACGAGGCCUGGCAACAACUGCAGGCGCGAGCCAACGCGCGCAAGGAGAAACUACUCGACUCCUACGACUUGCAGAGAUUCUUAUCCGACUACCGCGACCUGAUGGCGUGGAUCAACUCCAUGAUGGCGCUGGUGAGUUCGGAGGAGCUCGCCAACGACGUCACCGGCGCCGAAGCGCUGCUCGAGAGGCACCAGACCCAGCGUUUGGAGAUAGACGCGCGUUACGGCAUAAUGCCGCAGGAACACCGCACGGAAAUGGACGCGCGCGCCGGCACGUUCCAGGCGCUGGAGCUAUUUGGCCAACAGCUGCUGCAGGGCGGACACUACGCCAGCGUCGACAUUCAGGAGAAGCUCAACAACAUGGGCGACGCACGGCAGGAAUUGGAGAAGGCGUGGGUGAGCCGUCGCAUGAAGCUGGACCAGAACCUGGAGCUGCAGCUGUUCUACCGCGACUGCGAGCAGGCGGAGGGGUGGAUGGCGGCGCGCGAGGCGUUCCUGGCGCCGGCCGACCCCGCCGACGCGCACGCGCAUGCGCAGAGCGCCGUGGACUCGCCCGACCACGCGCAGCCCGACAACGUCGAGCAGCUCAUCAAGAAGCACGAGGACUUCGACAAGGCCAUCAACGCGCAUGAGGAGAAGAUCGCACAACUGCAGACCUUGGCCGACCAGCUGAUCGCUUCGGACCACUACGCGACCGACGCGAUCGACGACAAGCGCAAGCAGGUGCUCGACCGCUGGCGCCAUCUCAAGGAGGCGCUCAUCGAGAAACGGUCCAGACUGGGCGAUGAGCAGACCCUGCAACAGUUCUCUCGCGAUGCCGACGAGAUGGAGAACUGGAUCGCUGAGAAACUGCAGCUCGCCACCGAAGAGAGCUACAAGGACCCGGCCAACAUCCAGUCGAAGCAUCAGAAGCACCAGGCGUUCGAGGCGGAGCUGGCGGCCAACGCGGAGCGCAUCCAGUCCGUGCUCGCCAUGGGCGGCAACCUCGUGCAGCGCGGACAGUGCAGCGGCAGCGAGGACGCCGUGCAGGCUCGUCUCGCCUCCAUCGCGGACCAAUGGGAGUUCCUUACCCAGAAGACCACUGAGAAGUCCCUCAAACUGAAGGAGGCCAACAAGCAGCGUACCUACAUCGCGGCCGUCAAGGAUCUGGACUUCUGGCUCGGAGAGGUGGAGAGCUUGCUCACAUCGGAGGACUCCGGCAAGGACCUCGCCUCCGUGCAGAACCUGAUGAAGAAGCACCAGCUUGUAGAGGCUGAUAUACAGGCUCACGAGGAUAGGAUCAAGGACAUGAACGCGCAGGCGGACGCGCUGGUGUCGAGCGGACAGUUCGACAGCGCGGGUAUCGGCGCGCGGCGCUCCGCCAUCAACGAGCGGUUCGAGCGCGUGCGCAACCUGGCCGCGCACCGCCGCGCGCGCCUGCACGAGGCUAACACGCUGCACCAAUUCUUCAGGGACAUCGCCGACGAAGAGUCUUGGAUCAAGGAGAAGAAACUUCUCGUCGCCUCAGACGACUAUGGGCGUGAUUUGACCGGCGUCCAAAACCUUCUGAAAAAGCACAAGCGUCUUGAAGCCGAGCUGGCCAGCCACGAACCCGCCAUCCAGGCUGUGCAGGAGGCCGGCGAGAAGCUCAUGGACGUGUCUAACCUGGGCGUGCCCGAGAUCGAGCAGAGGCUGAAGGCUUUGGCCUUGGCCUGGGCUGAACUACAAGCGCUCGCGGCUGAGAGAGGCGCCAAACUGCAGCAGUCGCUUGCCUACCAGCAAUUCCUGGCUAAGGUUGACGAGGAGGAAGCAUGGAUCAGCGAGAAGCAGCAGCUGGUCGUGGUGGGCGAGUGUGGCGACAGCAUGGCGGCGGUGCAGGGGCUGCUGAAGAAGCACGAGGCGUUGGAGGCCGAGCUGGCCGCCCGCGCAGAGCGCGUGCGCGAGCUCGCCGCCGAGGGCGACGCACUGCUGCAGGCCGGCAACCUGCACUCCGACGCACUCGAUCACCGCAUCCGCGCGCUACAGGCCAAGCUGGAGAAACUGACUGGUUUGGCAGCGCGUCGCAAGGCCGCGCUGGUGGACAACUCGCUGUACCUGCAGCUGCUGUGGAAGGCGGACGUAGUGGAGUCGUGGAUCGCGGACAAGGAGACGCACGUGCGCUCCGAUGAGUUCGGACGAGAUCUUUCUACCGUGCAAACGCUGCUUACCAAGCAGGACACCUUCGAUGCAGGUCUAGCCGCAUUCGAGCAUGAGGGCAUCCAGAACAUCACCUCCCUCAAAGAGCAGCUGGUGGCCGCGAACCACGAGCAGACACCUGCUAUCGUGAAGCGGCACGCGGACGUGAUCUCGCGCUGGCAGCGACUGCUAGCUGACUCGGCAGCGCGCAAACAGCGUCUGCUGCAGCUGCAGGACCAGUUCCGCCAGAUCGAGGAAUUGUAUCUCACAUUCGCCAAGAAGGCAUCCGCUUUCAACUCGUGGUUUGAGAACGCCGAAGAAGACCUAACUGACCCCGUGCGCUGUAAUUCCAUCGAGGAGAUCAGAGCUCUCAAGGAUGCGCACGCGCAAUUCCAAGCGUCGCUGUCGUCGGCACAGAGCGACUUCGAGGCUCUGGCGGCGCUGGACGAGCAGAUCAAGUCGUUCAACGUGGGCGCUAACCCUUACACCUGGUUCACCAUGGAGGCGCUCGAGGAGACGUGGCGCAACUUGCGCAAGAUCAUUGCUGAGCGCGACAUCGAGCUGACGAAGGAGGCGCAGCGCCAGGAGGAGAACGACAAGCUGCGUAAGGAGUUCGCUAAACACGCCAACGCGUUCCACCAAUGGCUCACGGAGACACGGUACCGGCUGCUAGGCUGGGACGGCACGUCGAUGAUGGAGGGCACGGGCUCGCUGGAGCAGCAGCUCGCCACGCUGCGGCAGCGCGCCGGGGAGGUGCGCGCCAGACGCGCCGAUCUAAGACGCCUAGAAGAAUUGGGCGCCGCACUAGAAGAGCACCUGAUCCUGGACAACAGAUACACGGAGCACAGCACGGUGGGGCUGGCGCAGCAGUGGGACCAGCUCGACCAGCUCUCCAUGCGUAUGCAGCAUAACCUCGAGCAGCAGAUACAAGCCAGAAACCAUUCGGGUGUGAGCGAGGACGCUCUGAAGGAGUUCUCGAUGAUGUUCAAGCACUUCGACAAGGACCGCUCCGGUCGUCUCAACCACCACGAGUUCAAGUCGUGCCUGCGCGCGCUCGGCUACGACCUGCCCAUGGUCGAGGAGGGGCAGCCCGACCCCGAGUUCGAGGCUAUACUCAAUGUGGUGGAUCCGAAUCGCGACGGGCAAGUGUCGCUGCAGGAGUACAUGGCGUUCAUGAUCAGCAAGGAGACGGAGAACGUACAUUCAUCGGAGGAGAUCGAGAACGCGUUCCGCGCCAUCACCGCGCACCAGGACCGCGCCUACGUCACCAAGGAUGAGCUAUACGCUAACCUGACAAAGGAGAUGGCGGACUAUUGUGUAGCUCGCAUGAAACCUUACGUGGAACCGAAGACGGAACGACCCAUACCCAACGCUCUCGACUACAUAGACUUCACCCACACGCUGUUCCAGAACUAAGCACGCAGCACCGCCCGCGCAGUACCUUAUUUAACGCAUUAAAUAACAAAACAUACUUGGUUCUUUCAUUGCAACACCCACCUGCGUGCGUACUGCGCGGACGAUAGCGCACCCACGGGACGGGCACGGGCGAGUUUCAAGCGAUGUUAACGUACUACUGUGUAAUUUACGUCACAAUUCUCCCGUUGCGUUACGUUUAUAUACAUUUUAAUAUAAACUGCACCAUCUAACUAAAGAUCCGUGACUUAAUUUACGUAUAACUUGUACUUUUUGACAUUAGCAUUUGCUAUAGCAAACUGUAAAACAGUAUAGUCAGAGACUCGCUCGUGGUUCAGGCCCUCACGCUUGCCUUCAUAUCUUUCUCUAUUCCAAAUUAUAGACUGGUUGAUACACAUCUUAAAUGUUUGUAGUUUAGUCUAUUGUUGGGAGGUCGGCUGGAGUCGGUGCGUCUGCUCAGACCGCUAGUGGUUUCCAUGCGAAACGUGAGCGUCUGGGCGGCCCGGGACUACUUGGGUAGUCUCGUAUAGGAACCGGCACGUAACUUAUAGUUCGUCUAAAGAAAAUACAUCUACCUUUUAAAUAAUUAGUAUAUUAAUUUGCCACAUAAGACAAUUUAACUAGCAAGACUAAAUUACAUAAUCGUGAUAUGACACAAGACGUCGCAUCCAAAAUAUCAUAAAAUUAAAUCGUGCGCAUGCGACGGGGAGACGACGUCAAUGCCAGGAUACGUGCCGGUGCUAUAUCUUCGGGUACGGAAGUAAAGGUUAGAAUUCCUUUUCUCUGAGCGUAGCAGAGAAAUACGAAGCUGCCGUUUCAUUACGACACAGACUCAGCUUUCGUGUUAUGCAUUUCGAUUUUUGCUAGAAUUAAGCUAACGCGUGUAGCCUCAUUCUAUUUAUUUUUUGUACUCUUAUUAAUCUUUUCAAUAAAUAUUUAUUUCAA
Manduca sexta (tobacco hornworm) is the source of this 8496-nucleotide messenger RNA. RefSeq names its product spectrin alpha chain (gene alpha-Spec). Gene Ontology annotation, molecular function: calcium ion binding; actin filament binding. The record is from RefSeq and is a predicted model, not a curated record. Lineage: Eukaryota; Metazoa; Arthropoda; Insecta; Lepidoptera; Sphingidae. Gene Ontology annotation, biological process: actin cytoskeleton organization. The coding region runs from base 190 to 7554 and encodes 2454 amino acids. Gene Ontology annotation, cellular component: cell junction; cell projection; plasma membrane. The transcript is spliced from 45 exons.